Molecule: messenger RNA, 3603 nt
Organism: Closterium sp. NIES-65
Lineage: Eukaryota; Viridiplantae; Streptophyta; Zygnematophyceae; Desmidiales; Closteriaceae
Source: the annotation of a GenBank genome assembly
AUGCGGGCAUCUCAUGUCGACUCCUCCUCCGCGUCGACCGCUGCCCGCACGUUCGACCCGACCGAGUAUGCUCUCCGUCGGAGAGAGCAGAUCGAGCGCGCGCGGGAGCUACGGGCGGCGCGGUCCACCAUGAUGGGUACCGGCGUGUCGCGAAUGAACACCGGUCCCACGCUCACCCGCUCCCUCUCAUCCGAUAACGUCGCCGGACCAUUCGCGCAUCACGCCUCUCGUUCGUACACCGACUCCCGUCGUAACUCCCUGGGGUUAUCCUCUUCUUCCUCGGGGCCUCUCGCUGCUCGCAGGAUUAGCGGUGCCACUACCCAUGGCGGCAACGUUCCUCGUACCAUAAGCAGUUCAUCUACCAAUUCGAACAUGUCACGUUCGCUUGACACGUCCGUGGUGUCUCGUCCCAAUACCUCCACCAUUCACGGCGGGCAUCCCUCCACUACCGGCCAGGCCGCCAGCAGUCGCGGCUCGGGGGCCUCCGCUGGCAGAUCAGAUGGCCGGCAGGGAAUUGGACGGCAGCAAAAGCAACGGCAGCCAAACGAGCGGCAGCGGCCGGUUGAUAUCCGGCAGACCCUGAAACUUGACGACGAGGCGUUGUUCUCGGAGGAGGAGCUUGCCGCGUUUCGCUGCGCUGGUAUGGCCGCCGAGUCGGAAGCCGCCAUUGGCGUGCAGCCGCAGAAGGAGUCCGUGAUUGAGAGUAACGCGACAGCGGCGGAAGUGGCGCCGCCAGUUGUGGUUGAGAUUGUGGACCACGAGACGGGGGUCCUCAAGACGCCGCCGAGGGACACGAGUAAGAAGCGAAUCGUGGCGGGGGAAGAGACCAAGGAGGAGAUGCCACAAUUGGACGAUAAGGUAGAGAAGGGUCUGGAGCGGAAUCUCGAAGAGAAACGCAAGGAGCAGCCGCAGCAGCAGAGCAAUUUCGGAGAGGAUACGCACGGCUUUCAACAUUCGACGGCAAAAGAUCAGAAGAGGAGGGAAGCCAAUUCACACAAGGACGAAUGUCUGCUGCUGACAGCACCGGCAGCAGCUUCUGUGCGCGGAUCCAGAGUCCACGACGAGCGGAGAGCCAUGGAAGACUCGGUUGUGCGGAAGCACAAUGCAGUGGGAGGCGGCAGUCAGGCGUCAGGCGCAGCGCAGCAGGGGACGGGGCCGGGAACGGCAGCGCCGACGACUCCCCAGUCGGCGGAGAAGAAGGGCGGCCGGCUUCUGCGCAAGCUGAGCGCGUCCGUGAGCCUGCUCAAGCGCGCCUUCAUGGGGAGCGCUUCUUUCUCCGCCACUUCCCCCUCCGCUUCCGCCUCCUCUCCCUCCGCCGCAGCCGCCGCCACUGCCGCUGCUGCCAAUGCCUUGGCAGGCCACGCUAAGCACGAAACGGCGAGCCGCGCGUCUGCCUGGACGAGUGGUAAGCCUUCCGCGCUGGCUGCGACCCAUCACGGUACGAACGGCUCGAGCUCGAGUAGCGUCGCUAGCGGCACGAGCGGCAUAAGCGGCACGACUGGGACUAGCGGCACCAGCCGCACUGAAGGUACUAGUUGGACUAGCGGAACUAACGGCACUAGCGGCACAACGGGGGGGGGGACUGCCACAGGCGCCGGUGCUACGAGUGUGAGUGGCACCCCCAACCUCGUCACCCCCACCAGAACACUCCACACCAUCAACACGCCCUCCGCUUUCAACCCUGCGCCUUCCCCGUUAGCCGCCGACGUCACGCCGCGCACACUGUUCCACUCGAUCACCGCGACUGCUGCUGCUACCGGUUUUUCCGCAGUGGUUUCUGCAGGUCGCGCUCCCCUCAGUGCCUCCACUGCCCCAUCCACUCCGCAGUAUGGGCUUCCCCGUACCGCACAAGGCUCCACUUCCGCCUCCGCCUCCCCUCACUCUGGGGCCUUUGUCCCCGCGCCGUGGGACUCGUACGGCGCUUCCUCCGUCCCCGCCAGCCCCGCUGCGAGUGAGGGUGCUAGCGGAGGGGGGCAGUCUCGGCGGAAGCGGUGGGCAAGCAUCGGGGGAGGGCACGCGGGGGGCAGCUUCUUGGUGCUUGGCGGAAUGAGCGCGGAGAGGGUGGAUGGAACGAGCAGGGGGGGGGCUGCGGAAGGAGCAGAGGAUGGAUUUACCACUAGAGGAAGGAGCAGCAUGAGAAAGCAAGAGGCUGAUUCUGCCACUAGUACCAGAGGCAUGGGCUACGCAUCGGACGAUGCAGAGGACUCGCGUCGUAAAUCCGACCGUCAGGGGCGUGCCACGUGGUCUGCAACACCCGGAGACGCGACGCCAAUGCAGAUCAGGCAGAUGAUGAACGCGCAGGAGCGCAAGGCGAGGACCAAUGGCGUGGGGAAGAGCACAAGCAAGGGCAAAGGCCGGUCUGAUCGGCCUGAACGGCCUGAUCGGCCUGACAGAGUGCAUCCCGAGCCCCAGGCUACCCCAACGUCCCCUUCCGCUGCUCCGCCUGUGAACCACUCGGGCGGGCGGAAGCAGGGGUCAGCGCGCAUGGUGGGGAGGGGAGCGGCAGCCGCAGCAGCGGUGGCUGCUGGCGUGGGGAGGUCCCCAGGGAAAGGCGGAAAGGGGAGCGGGGAGGAUGUGGCUGAUGAUGUGGCAGCGGCGGUACGCGCCUGGGCUCGGGAGCGCAGGGGGAGCGUGUCAGUGUCCGGGAAUGGGGGUGAUGAUGUGCAGAAGCAGGAGAAGAUGGUGGGGGUGGAGCGGUGGCUGCAGCAGAGGCUGAUGGAUGGGUACUCGGGCAGUGAGGGCAUCAAGGGCACUGCUUGGGAGCGGUUCAAAGGGGAAGGGGACGGCGGCAAGAAAGGAACAGGCGCAAGGAAGGAGCCUGGGGAGGGGAGGGCACGGUGGGAAGUGACGGAUGGAGGGGCGGUGCAAGCGGGUGACUGUGAGAAGAAGGUGAGGAAGGAGGCGGUUGGUGGAGAGAGCAGUGGCCAGGUCAAGAAGAAAGUGGGCACAGGCAGCGGCCGAGUGAAGAAGAAGAAUGGUGCGGGUGCGAGUGCAGGGGAGGAGGAGGCAGCUGGUGGGGAAACGGUGAAGGGGAAGAAGAGCAGUGGUGGUGGUGGGAUGACGGAAAGCGGAGAUGCUUAUGAGCACAGUGACAAGGAGAACGGUGUGAAAAAGGUGAAGGGCAAGGGGAUGGGGAAUGGAAAGGGCAAGCAGAAAGGCCAGAGAGUGCGGGAAGUGGGUAAGGCAAGUGGUGAUGAGGCAAGUGGGGUUGAUGCGGCAAUGAGCGAGCGGGUGGGGCCGGAUGCUAAUGGUAAAGCGGUUGAGAAGCGGAAGAAGAAGGUGGUUAAGAAGACUGUUGACAGUGUUGGCGAUGAAGCUGGUGAUGGUGGGGAAGUGAAGCGGGUGGCGAAGAAUGGGGCCACAGUGAAGAAAGGGAAGAAGGCGCCCCUGGGCUCAAAGAAGAGCGAUGGCAGCGGAGACAAGGGGGAUGUGAGUGAUGGAGAGGGCGUUGGUGGUAUGAAGGUGAAGAAAGUCAUUAAGAAGAAGAGACCAGUUGGCAGUGACAGCAUUUCGGCAGAUCAGGGCUUGCUGCAACCUAACCCCGACCAUGUAGUGUCUGAGGAAAAGGUUGCACACGGUUCAAGCUUGGAAUUGGCAAUUUAA